This is a messenger RNA of Nymphaea colorata (pocket water lily), 3669 nucleotides long. Its product is annotated as probable serine/threonine-protein kinase At1g01540. Gene Ontology annotation, biological process: protein phosphorylation. The transcript has 7 exons. Lineage: Eukaryota; Viridiplantae; Streptophyta; Magnoliopsida; Nymphaeales; Nymphaeaceae. The record is from RefSeq and is a predicted model, not a curated record. The coding region runs from base 261 to 1916 and encodes 551 amino acids. Gene Ontology annotation, molecular function: protein kinase activity; ATP binding.
GGAAAAAGGAAGAUUCUGAAAAAGCAAAAGGAAAGAAGAUGACGUGCUUUAGUUUAAAUAUGAUUUCUACAUCUCCAAAUCUCUCUCCACCUAAGAAAGUGAAACCCAGCUGCCAUCUUCCCCUGUCACUCUAUCUCUCUCUCUCCUUUUAUUUUUUUUCCUUUUACUCUGCAUUUCUUAUUGGAUUUUCUUGCUGGAGAUGAGCCCACAACGCUGAGCUUCAGCAGGGGAGAAGGAAGCAGCAGCGGGAGGAAGCAGAAAUGGGGUUCUACAAUGGGGCGGCGCUCAACGAUGAGCUUUCCAAGCGAACCUCCAUAUUCGGGCUAAGGCUCUGGGUGGUGCUUGGCAUCUCCGUUGGCUCCGCCAUCGUCAUUCUCCUCUUCCUUCUCUCCCUCUGGCUCACCUCUCGCAGAAAAAACAACAACAACAGCAGCAAUAAUGUCCUCACGGCCACCAGUACCGCCACUACCACCAAGAACACCAGCAGCAAGACGACUCCCCUUCCCCUCCACCACCAACAAAACAACCAGUCGCCGCCGAGCUCGAAACCGACCAUCCCCCAUGUGUGCAAGGAGAUACAAGAGAUCAGACUCGACCACACCCAAAAACCUGCUUCUGAGACCCACAAGCCUCUAGUUCAAAUCCUCGCCCUGCCCAUGACGGAUUCCGGCAUCCUGCAGCCCUCCGGCGAGGGCCCCCGCGACGAGAUCCGCGUGGACAUCGGCAAAGAGCACAAAGUGACCUUGCCGGAGCGUGGUGGCACGUCUUCAUCCCACUGCAGCGGUGAAAGCCGGUCCACCGUUGAUCCAGCGCCAAUGACUCCGGCGCCGGAGGUCUCUCACCUUGGCUGGGGCCACUGGUACACUCUGCGGGAGCUCGACAUAGCCACCAACGGGUUCGCCGACGAGAACGUGAUCGGCGAAGGUGGGUAUGGCAUCGUUUACCGAGGGGUCCUCCAGGAUAACUCCAACGUCGCCAUCAAGAAUCUGCUCAAUAAUAGGGGCCAAGCGGAAAAGGAGUUCAAAGUUGAAGUUGAAGCUAUCGGGCGGGUUCGGCAUAAGAACUUAGUGAGACUGCUUGGCUAUUGUGCUGAAGGAGCUCAUAGGUUGCUUGUUUACGAAUACCUAGAUAAUGGGAAUUUGGAGCAAUGGCUUCAUGGUGAUGUAGGAACCUACAGCCCCUUAACGUGGGAAAUUAGGAUGAACAUUAUACUUGGAACAGCAAAAGGGCUCACUUAUCUACAUGAAGGACUGGAGCCUAAGGUUGUUCAUCGUGAUGUCAAGUCGAGUAAUAUAUUGCUUGAUAAGCAAUGGAUCCCCAAGGUUUCUGAUUUUGGUUUGGCCAAGCUUUUGGGAUCUGAGAGGAGCUAUGUCACGACCCGGGUUAUGGGGACAUUUGGGUAUGUGGCUCCUGAAUAUGCAAGUACUGGGAUGUUGAAUGAAAGAAGUGAUGUAUAUAGUUUUGGAAUUCUUAUAAUGGAGAUUAUCUCUGGAAGAAACCCAGUUGAUUACAGCAGGCCUCCUGGAGAGGUGAAUUUGGUUGAGUGGCUCAAAACAAUGGUUGCAAAUAGGAAUUCCGAGGGAGUAGUGGACCCUAAGCUGCUUGAGAAGCCAUCUUCAAGGGCAUUGAAGAGGGCCCUUUUGGUUGCUCUAAGAUGUGUAGAUCCAGAUGCCCAAAAAAGGCCCAAGAUGGGGCAUGUCAUACAUAUGCUUGAAGUGGAUGAUUUCCCAUACCGAGAUGAUCGUCGAAUUGGGCGAGAUCCUGCACGCAUACUUCGUGAAAGUCCAAAUAAUAACAGUCCAGGACAAUCAUCUGAAAAGCAAACUACUGAGUCAGACGAUGGUAGUGGCUCUGAAAGAGCUAACCUUUUUGAAAACAGAAAUAGGUGGAGACGACAAUCACUUCUGGCUAAAUAAUUUAUUUGUUGCAACAACAUGAUCCAAAUUGUAGCUAUUUCUUGGUCAAAGGCUUCAUGGUUGCCUCUUAUGACCUUUGUUUCUUCGUGUGGUAGUGCUGAUAGAUAACCAAUAAGCUAUUUUGUACAUGAUCGUUAGUCAAUGAUAGCUUAAUCCAUUUUGAGUUUUCGGUGGAUUUAUGCACGUUUGGUGGUUGAGGUAAGGUUCCAGAAUCCGAAUCUGCUUGCAGUUGAAGUUUAUGCUGUUGAAGUUGAUUGAUAUCUAUAAAUAUAAAAUGGAUACCAUUCUCAUGGAUUCCACUUUUUGUCCAUCAAUCUGUUAUAUUGACGUAUGUUUACAUGGUCUGCCAUGUCAAUGCUCUUGUUGGAAACUGAGGCAGAUCUAAUAUUCUGUGGAGCAGAGAUUCUUCAGAUUUUUUUGGUAUUAUGUGCUAAUUUCCUUCUUCAGAAAAUGCUUCAUACAGCAUAUACACAUACAGUUGAAUAAUUAAAUUUGGAAACCAUAAACCUGCUUAUUCUUAUUGAUUGUUAAAGAGACAGGUUUCUGUGAAUUUUCAUAAGUUCGAUACAAGGAGGUGUCUUCCACAAAGUUGGCUGUCAUGACAAAGCUGCAUGGAUUUUUUUUUUCGUUUUUUCCAAAUAUAUUUGUUAUAUGCUUGUUUCUUGCUGUUUUCUCUUUCAUUUGACACACAGGCAUAAAUAUAACGCAAGAUUCUCUUUAAAGUUGCGUGUACUCUAGCCACUUGGUACUUCAUGCAAUUGAUUGUGAGACUAUUAGCAGUACUACAGUCCUUUUACUUGAUUACAUGUUCAUUUAUUUUUGCUUUUAUUAUUGCUUACUAUUUGCGGAAGUGAGAGGUUAUUUCUGAGGCAUCAAGUCUACGUUUUCUUCUUUACCUGAAUAAAAUUAUCUUUCACAAUUAGGGAGACAAUUUUCCAGGUAAAGGUCUAUAUGCCCAUCUUGGUUACACCUUGUGCCCCACCCGUUUAUGGUUUAGGAUAUCUGGAGUGUAAGAUUCAUUAUAGGCAACUGCAAAGUGGCAAGUGAAAUUUCAUUGUGGCAACUGCAUAAUUCUGAACAGCAAGAAACAUACAUAUUCUGUCUCCUGGUUUUAAGGUUGCAGUAUCUAAUUUUUCUUCUCAAUUGCUGGUACAAUCUCCUCGUCUGUGUGGGACAUUCUUUGUUGUGGUAUAGGCAGAAGGCUAGAAGGUCACCGAUGGCAAGAAUCUUAAAAUCAAUGAGAUAGAGAUAGAGAGAGAAAGUGGGAGAGGAGUGGAGAAUACUCACGACUUUAAUGCGCAUGGGCCCAUAUGACAGGAAGGCAAUAUGCUGAAGGGUUGAAUUCGACAACUGGUGCAAGGAGCCACUGGAAGUAAGUGGGAUGGAUGGUGAUUGGUGGUGGUGCAGAGAGUAAUAGUUCUGGUAGCCCAUCUCGUGAGAUUAUUUAAAAGCCAUUACUAGGCGGCAGAGGUGGAGGACAAACUGUGUAUUAGUAGUGAUUUCUGCAGAAAAGAAAGGUGAAGUAAACAGAGCAGUACAUUCUUCCAUCUUAGCAUGUCCAGGAGGAGGAAGCCACAGUUAAUCGCUGACAGUAACAGAUCAGAACGAUGUGCUGCUUUUUAAUGCUCCUCACCCUCCCCAUCUUUAAUCUUUUGGUGGUCUCACACCUCUGUGACUUUUUAUUUACCUUUUUCGAAAGUGGACCUGUUACAGCCAUAAUCACCACUUAUUAUGCAUGGAUGUGCUUUUUUAA